Messenger RNA from Rubroshorea leprosula, 899 nucleotides. The record is from the annotation of a GenBank genome assembly. Lineage: Eukaryota; Viridiplantae; Streptophyta; Magnoliopsida; Malvales; Dipterocarpaceae.
ACAGGCAUAAUAUAACUAAAAAAAUUUCAUGUGUAAAAAUAAAAAAUGAUUCUAAAGCAAGAGACAGAAAAACCAGCAAGUUAGGGCCAAUCCACCAGUAAAAUCAACUGCAGCCUUCCACUAAUAGCAAACUUGAUUUUGCGCAGUCCAUUGAUGACCCUAUCAAUGGUAGCUGCAGAUUUGAAGACAAUCUUAGACAAGGUACUCCUUGGAGAAGGUCACAAACACUGUCAUGUUUUCUGGGGGCCCCAGGAAGCACCAUACGAGGUUCUGGGGUACCCCAAAUCUGUGGCUGUUGCUGUUGCUGUUCAGGCUGCCCCACCACCACCUGGGGAAGAAAAACAGACUGCUAUAAAGGAUUUGGCAUCAUUUUCUGUCUAUCAGCUAAUAAGCAGCAGCAUGUUGGUAGUUGUUGAAGCUGCUGAUAAUGUUCAGACAGGUGACAACCUCAUUGGCUACCGUCUUCAUCCUUUUCAAGUCAGAACUAGCCACCUUCUUUACCAAGCUUUAACUGCAACAGAAGUCCUUUAGAUAUAAAACCCUGCAGGUGCUUCUUUUCUCUUUUUCUUUCUUUCUUUCUUUCUUUUUUUUUUCUUUUCUGGUAAGCAUAUGCUUCCUUUUUCUAAACAUUUCUAUAUCUUGAUAUUUCCUCUUGGUUCUGUUUCCCUUCCUUAAUAUGUCCAGAAUGUGCAUAUAGAUGGCUAUUUUACUUAGUUAUGGGCUGCAAUCCCUGGCUGGCACAGGGAGGCAGUGGUGCCUUGAUCAUGAUUGAAAGUCAGUAAUGUGAUGCUCAAAAGACAGGCUCUCUGCAUGAAGAUCAUGGGCAUUAUAAGUUCUCUCUUUCCACUCAUAUACACCCUCAUAUUUCACAUCCUCUCCAAUAGAGAUUCUCAGAUAUU